Messenger RNA from Varanus komodoensis (Komodo dragon), 2190 nucleotides. It is a transcript of the gene SDHAF4, whose product is annotated as succinate dehydrogenase complex assembly factor 4. Gene Ontology annotation, cellular component: mitochondrion. The transcript is spliced from 3 exons. Gene Ontology annotation, biological process: mitochondrial respiratory chain complex II assembly. Lineage: Eukaryota; Metazoa; Chordata; Lepidosauria; Squamata; Varanidae. The coding region runs from base 81 to 404 and encodes 107 amino acids. The record is from RefSeq and is a predicted model, not a curated record.
GGCGCCCGCUGCACUAGUCCCGCCUGCUACACGCGAAGCCCGGCGUCAGAGCAAAGCGUAGGCCCUGGUGCGGCCGGGACAUGGCUCUGAGGCUGUCGCUCGCCUUGGGCCGCUGCUUCGUCUCCGUAGCGAGGCCAACCAGGUCAGUUUUGCUGCACACCUCUUUGGGAAGUACUAACUGUAGCACAAAAGGAAAUGCUGCAUCUACCAAGCAACCUCUUAAAAAACCAAAAUUGCCAGUAGGUCGUUUUGAUGAGCCAGAAGAAUCCAGUGCAGAAAAGGAGCCUUUAGAAAAAUUUCCAGAUGACAUCAAUCCUGUUACAAAAGAAAAGGGUGGACCCAAAGGCCCCGAACCUACUCGUUACGGAGAUUGGGAACGGAAAGGACGCUGCAUAGAUUUUUAAACGGUUCCAGACUUUAAUGCUACUGCUAUCUGGGUGGAAGUAAAAAUGAUGGAAAAAAUCACCCAAAUUUUCUUUUGCAUUUCUUUCCCAUAAUUUAUUUAAUUACCUUUUUGAGAGGAAUACUUUGGAUAAAUAUACUUUAAAUUUAAAACUAUGUUUUUGCCUUUUUGUCCUUGGUUCCUGAUGGUGAUGUGAAUAUAACGGUUGAUAGAAUUAAUUAAGGCUGCAAUCCUAAACAUACUUCAAGGGGAAGUCCUUUUGAAGGCUAUAACUUUCAUGUAAGAUCGUUAUACUUGUCAAUGCAACCAAACUUUUUCAGCAAUGCAAAUUGCAGAGAUACUUCAAGAAAAACCGAUGUUUGUUAUUUACAAGCUGAGAUGCAGCAAGGCAAUUGAUUAAUUGCUGUCUCAUGUAACCUGGCCUCUCUUUAGAGCUUUAUGAAGCAUGUAACAUUUCCCACUUGAUGUGUAAAACAUAUCAAUUAGGUAUAUGAUGGAUGGAACUGCUGCCACUCCUCUGACUAUAAAGUAUUUUGGAGUUGCUACAUUCUUUUUUUACUUGUUUGAAUCAAAUGCACUGAAUGUAACAGUAAUCCCCAAGUAUUAUCCACUGAACCAUAUUUAUCCACUUCUUUAUUGUGAUUCUACUACUCUGUGUGAGGGCUGGGCCGUGGGUGGCAGCUGGAAUGGGCAGAACGCCGGGUCCAAGGCACGAGCUGAAGUAAAGUCCAGAAGUUUGCUAAUGGGCCAGAGGCAAGUCAGCAGUCCCAGGUCAAUACCAUGGAGAAGAAUAGUCAGAUUUCACAGAGAGAAAGAAUCAGAGAACUAUUUGGAGGUCAUUUUACUGGGUGCGUCAUUGAAGUGAAGGUUGGAGCAAGGCAGGGUCUACUUAGAGGAAGGAAGAGAACAGCAGGAAGGAUGCAGGCUGGAGCAAGACGGUCUACUCAGGAACAAGGCAUGGAGAUGCCUGGAGCCAAAGCAGAAGGAGUCCGGGGGAUGGCUUGUGUUGUUGUGGCAAAGAGCAGCAGUGCCAGAAAGCCUUUUAUGCUGGUCUCCAGGACCUUCAGGUGUAGUACAUGAUUGCUUCCCGGCUGUUUGCCCACAGAAGAGCUCCUGGUUGUACAGACACUUGCAGGACCAAUCGGGCUCUGAUUCUGACAUUCUGAAUAUAUUUCUCCACUGUUACACAGUCAUUAAUGAAUUACUUUUCCAUUCUCCUGAAAUAAAUUAUCCAGAUGAUGGAGUCCUUUGCUUUGGCUUGCACUCAGUCUUUUUGUCAAAAUUAUUAACUUAUUUAUUUGUAAAUACAGACCAGUAAUGCUUAUAUUUGAAGGCACACAAUUUUUUGAAAUAACAAAAAUAUUCUUGCUGAUUUCUUCUGUAUAGUAAUAGAGAAAAUCCCAAUAUCCCUUAAAAAUAUUUUUUCAUGCAAAUAUAUGUUCAAAACAGUCUCACCAAAAUGGAAUAAGGGGAAGUGUUUUUAGAAUACUGAUUUUUUUCUUGGAAUCCUAAAAAUUUUCUAAUGUGAAUUUGGGUGAAAAUCUGUGGAACAAUUAUCUUCUGAAAUCUUGAGAGGUCACCUUUCCGCAUUUUUUUAGUCUCCCAUUGUUAUCUAUGAAUGUUCCAAGUUUUACCUUCAUAGCUUUUGCACAGCUUAUUAGACUAUAGGUACGUAUAUGAUAACUUAGUGUGUAUCCAAAAUAAGCAGCUAUUGAUAGGAUACAAAUUAAUGUUUGAAAAUUCUGUGUAUUGUUUACAGACUAAUAAACUGCAGCAAAUUAAUGGCC